This is a messenger RNA of Ruditapes philippinarum (Manila clam), 1744 nucleotides long. RefSeq names its product leukocyte elastase inhibitor-like. Gene Ontology annotation, molecular function: serine-type endopeptidase inhibitor activity. NCBI's taxonomy places the organism in Eukaryota, Metazoa, Mollusca, Bivalvia, Venerida, Veneridae. The transcript has 3 exons. The coding region runs from base 120 to 1307 and encodes 395 amino acids. The record is from RefSeq and is a predicted model, not a curated record.
GGUCACAAACUAUUUAGUGGCGUAAACCGGUGUGGACGUAAACAAAAGGCGUAAACAAUUAAACUCCAGGAAGUGACAAAUAAUAAAGUGUUUAGCAAAUUGAGCAACAUUGAUUUGAAAUGGCUACAAGUAGCAAGGAUUUAUCAGAGUGUGUGAAUGGGUUCACCCUUGAUUUGUAUAAACAUGUCACAAGUAAACAGCCCUCAGAAAAUGUGUUCAUGUCUCCAAGCAGCAUGAUGGUUGUAUUGACAAUGCUACAUACUGGUGCUCGUAACAAUACACAAGACGAGAUGGCAAAGGUUCUGAAGUUAGACAAACUGGAGAAAAAGUCUGUACUACAGCAAAUGGAAUCCUUUGUAAGCACUUUGAAGAAGGGAAGUAAAUCUGUUACCUUGAAUACUGCUAACCGAUUAUUUCCCCAUACAGAUAAGACAAUACUUCAGGAAUAUAUUUCCCUUGUCACGAAACAUUUCAAAGCUGAUGUUAAGUCGAUGGAUUACACGAAAAACCCUGAAGGGGCCAGAUUGGAGAUUAAUAAAUGGGUUGAAGGGGAGACAAAUGAGAAAAUCAAAGACUUACUUCCAGGGGGAUCUUUGAACCCACUUACAGCUAUGGUGGUAGUGAAUGCCAUAUAUUUCAAAGGAAACUGGGCAACACAGUUUGAGACUAAAGAUACCAACAAGAAAGAAUUCACAAAAUUGAAUGCAGAUAAGGUUCAGAUAGAUAUGAUGUUUAGACGCAUGAAGAAAGUAAAGUACGGUGAAGACUCAGCACUUAACUGUAAGACUUUGGAACUGCCAUAUGAAGGCCAGGAAUUGGCUUUUGUAGUUGUCCUUCCAAACAAAAAUGAUGGGCUUCCUAAUCUGGAGAAAUCACUUACUCUUAAGGCAUUGCAAAGUCUGGUGACAGAGUGUCACCCAGCCACAGUAGAUGUAACUCUACCAAAAUUCAAGCUUGAAACAUCACUUGAAUUGAAAACCGUUCUAUCAAGUUUAGGAAUGGUAGACAUAUUUAGCGAUAAUGCUGAUUUGUCAGGAAUGGGGAAAGAAUUGUAUGUAUCAGAGGUAUACCACAAAGCUUUUGUUGAUGUAAAUGAAGAAGGAACUGAAGCUGCAGCUGCCACUGCUGCUGUUGUGAUGAGAAGAUCUAUUGUUAGAACAUUUAACUUUGCAGCUGAUCACCCGUUCCUCUUCAUGAUUUGGGAUCACAGGCUUCAUGUUCCAUUGUUUAUUGGAAGAUUUGUGGAACCUCCAGUCAGUGGUAACAGAAAUGAACAAUUUGCUCAGCAAACAAAACAAGAAUUAUGAAUAAUGCACCUGUUUUUCUUUUUAGCUCACCUGUCAGAAUGUGACAAGGUGAGCUUUUGUGAUCGCUUUUCGUCCGUCGUCCGUUAACUUUUACUUUUAACGAAAUCUCCUUAGAAACCGCUAAGUCAAUUUCAUCCAAACCUCACAGGAAUGUUCCUUUGGUGGUCACCUUUGAAACUUAUUCAAAGAAUUUAAUUCCAUGCAGAACUCUGGUUGCCUGCCAUGGCAACCAAAAGAAGAAAAAACACUUCUUUUUAAAAACCCAAAGAGUUAGUGCUUACAUAUUUGGCAUGAAACAUCUUUUAGUGAGUGUCUAAGUUUGUUCAAAUAAUCUAAGCCCUGCCUGGGGUCAAAAUUGGCCCCGUCCCGAGGGGGAUCAUUAAUUUUCCUUUUAUGCAUCUAGUAAAAAACUGAAAAAAACAUCUCUUAAAAAUCCA